UCCGUUGGAUCACCUUCUGCUUACUUUAAAAUCAAACCGGCAUGGAUGAUCACAGCACCUUGCCCAACUCGAUAACCCAAAGGGGCUCUGAGCAACCAGCCCAGCCUACAGCGGGCUGCAGUCAAGUAGAUGGAGUGGAUGGAACAGCAGAAAACGAAAAUCAGAUGGAGGACACUUUCAUGGACUUGGAAGACGAGAUGUUCUUCAAAGACAGACGGAGAGCGAAGUCUCUGCCUGCUUAUCCAGAACAAGCCACCCUCUUUAAUGAAAUUUCGCAAAGCUGCCGAAAGAAAGUUAAGUUUGCCGACGCGCUGGGACUCAGCCUGGCCAGCGUGAAGCACUUCAGCGCCGCUGAAGACCCACAGAUCCCCUCCAAGGUCUUCUCCAGGCUGCAAAAUUUCGUCCAUCAACCUGACAAAGACCUGCGGGAGGUGUGCGAGAAACUGGGCUCCACCUUGACCAUGGAUCGCUUGGUGCCCACUUUCAAGAUGCCGGUGGAGUGUAAGGAUUUUGAGACCCGUGUGAAGCAGCGACAGGUAUCGCUGGAAAAGGUGACAGUCACGAUGUUUGACGUGAAGGGGCUAAUCAAGGUGCCUGCUGGUGCUGGAUACAAGAAGGAAGUCGGGGUGAGGUACACCUUCAACGACUGGCUGUCCUUUGUGGAUGCACAGGCCAUAGCAGUGCCGGUGGAGGACUCGGCUGGCACCUACGAGCGCUUCACCUUCACCAUGUACACGCCCCCCUUUUUGGAGGCCGGCUCCUUGGUGCACUUUGCGGUUUAUUCAAAGACUGAUCAGGGUGAGUUCUGGGACAACAACGAAGGGCACAACUACACCUUGAAGUACCACUGCACCACCAGCAAUGAAACGGCAGCAUUCAAUGCUACCUAAGGGAAAGACGUUCAAGAAAUGUAUAUCCUUUGAUGAAAUAAAAGCAAGUGG
Molecule: messenger RNA, 941 nt
Organism: Paramormyrops kingsleyae
Lineage: Eukaryota; Metazoa; Chordata; Actinopteri; Osteoglossiformes; Mormyridae
Gene: ppp1r3g
Product: protein phosphatase 1 regulatory subunit 3G
Biological process (GO): regulation of glycogen biosynthetic process
Cellular component (GO): protein phosphatase type 1 complex
Molecular function (GO): protein phosphatase 1 binding; glycogen binding
Source: RefSeq, a predicted model, not a curated record